Messenger RNA from Impatiens glandulifera, 409 nucleotides. Its product is annotated as keratin, type II cytoskeletal 5-like. The record is from RefSeq and is a predicted model, not a curated record. The annotation marks the transcript as partial. Lineage: Eukaryota; Viridiplantae; Streptophyta; Magnoliopsida; Ericales; Balsaminaceae. The transcript has 2 exons.
AUGGUGUUGGCUAUAGGUUUGGCGGUUGGAGUGCUGGUGUUUGUGUUGGUUUCUGUUUUGGGAGGAAUGGGGUUGGCUAUGGCUUGGUCGGUUGGAUUGGCUCUGGCUUUGGUGUUGAGGAAGGGUUUUGGCUUUGGCUUGGUGGUUGGUUUUGGUGUUUUGUUCGGUGUUGGGAGAAAGGGUGCUCUUGUUGGGUUGGGCUGUUGGAGUGGUGUUGGCUUUGGUGUUGGUUUUGGUGGUGGGAGGAAGGGUGCUCUUGUUGGCUGGGGCUGUUGGAGUGGUGUUGGCUUUGGUGUUGGUUUCGGUGUUAGGAGGAAGGGUGCUCUUGUUGACUGGGGCUGUUGGAGUGGUGUUGGCUUUGGUAUUGGUUUCGGUGUUGGGGGUUAUGGUGUUCUUGUUGGCGGGGGAU